UUCCACGGCCGGCUCUCGAUGGAGGCCACGAUGGAUUGCGCUCAGGCCGACUGCGGAUCAGCAUCUUCAAUGACGUUCCAGAGCGUCUUGUUAAAAUGGGUGCGCAUCUAUUUCAACCUUUUCGUGUUGUUGGGCACGGCAGGCCCGCUAUAUAUCGCAUGGUUCAUCUGGCGGAUGGUCAGUCUGCCUCUACCAGCUCAUAUUUAUCAGAGAGGUGAUGAUUUCAUCUUCGAGUACUAUCAGAGACUCGCGCUCAUUCUGGCCGAAACCUUUGCGGGGCUCGAAAUCCAUUUUUACGGAGACUUCAAAGACAUCAUGGAUAAAAGAGAGAAUUUCCUGCUUAUGAGUAAUCAUCAGACAGCUAGUGAUUGGAUCAUGAACAACUCAGUGGCCGAGAGGUUCAACUGUGUCGGUCACAUGCGAUACUUCAUGAAAGACUUCAUAAAAUUGUUCCCGUUGUACGGGUUCUAUUUCUAUCACCACGGGUGCAUCUAUGUCAAUCGGAAGAACUGCGAUUUCGAGAAGAUGAGACGCAAUCUAGUCUACCUCCAAAAUAAGCGAAUUUCGACUAUUGUGACAAUCUUCCCCGAAGGAACUCGUUAUAGACCCGAACUUUUGGAGGAAAGUCACAAAUUCGCGGACAAGAAUUUUCUUCGACGGUUGAAUCACGUACUGUAUCCUCGAACGCGUGGUCUUGGUGCAACAAUCGAUUACAUGCGUCACAACGUCGAAGCUCUGUAUGAUUUGACAGUCAUAUACGAUAACACCAAGGUCGACGGAAAGCGCGUCGGCGCGCCAUCUCUGAUCGCUCUCUUCACGGGCGAUUGUCCAGUCGUGCAUGUACAUCUGGAAAGGAUCCCUAUAGCGGACAUACCGAAAGAGGAGGCCGAGAUCAAGGACUUCAUAUUGAACCAAUUCCUUAAGAAGGAAGAGCUGCUCUCCAAGUAUUAUGACGACCCCACAAACACGCAACCAUUCCCGGGCGGAGCUCUCCAGAAACCACUGAACCAUACGAGGCAGAUGAUCGUCCUAGCAAUAAGCGUUAUAGCCCUAUGCUACUUCUGCUUUACGUGGAGUGGAAUAUCGAUAAUAAUGAAAGUUUGGAUCAUGGGGACGCUCUUUGGCUACGGUUGGCUCCUCCUGAAUCACUUCGUGUAGCGCAUGUCGAAAUGUCAGUCGCCGCUGGACUACUUACCCAAAUCAUAUUCUCUCCGCCGAGGUCCCCUCUCGAAUCCCUGUCCCUCUGAAUCUCAAAAAGUGACCAAGGAUAUCCAGUCAACGAGAGGGGAAAUUUCCACACGGGACUCGAAUUCGGUCC
Molecule: messenger RNA, 1318 nt
Organism: Galendromus occidentalis (western predatory mite)
Lineage: Eukaryota; Metazoa; Arthropoda; Arachnida; Mesostigmata; Phytoseiidae
Product: 1-acyl-sn-glycerol-3-phosphate acyltransferase epsilon
Exons: 8
Coding region: 19-1158 (379 amino acids)
Biological process (GO): phosphatidylinositol acyl-chain remodeling
Cellular component (GO): endomembrane system; mitochondrion; endoplasmic reticulum
Molecular function (GO): acyltransferase activity
Source: RefSeq, a predicted model, not a curated record